Molecule: messenger RNA, 4735 nt
Organism: Mirounga angustirostris (Northern elephant seal)
Lineage: Eukaryota; Metazoa; Chordata; Mammalia; Carnivora; Phocidae
Gene: IL36G
Product: interleukin 36 gamma
Exons: 8
Coding region: 1392-1895 (167 amino acids)
Biological process (GO): inflammatory response to antigenic stimulus; cellular response to lipopolysaccharide; cytokine-mediated signaling pathway
Molecular function (GO): cytokine activity
Source: RefSeq, a predicted model, not a curated record
ACCUGAGACCGCGUCCACCGGAGGGUCAGGCUGGUAUCUUUUGAGGACCUGUGCGUGGCCGGUUGUGGAGUCGGUUACGGAAACCCGCUCGGCCGCAUAGGCAGGGCCGCCUUACUCCUCUCACACCCUAAGGGUCACAGGAGCUCUGAAAAAAUAAGAUGUGAGCCUGGAAGAAGAUCUGAAGAUAAAAUCCUAGUCUUUACCCAUAUUUGAAAGAUGGAGCUUCAACAUUCUCAGAAAGGCCUGGACUGCCCGGAACUUGGUCUGUGACCUCAGGGAAAUCACUUAGCCUGCACUGCCUUUUACAGUGGAAGCUGGGAGGCCAGCAGCCAGCCCCAGGAUCAGCACAGGAUUAGGGGAGCUGAGGAACGUGUCGGGCUUAGCCCGGGCCUGGCAUCCUGAGAGCAUACAGUGGACUGCUGUGGCUGUUGCCAUUGCCCCUGUGCCAUUGCUCAUGGCCCAGCAGCUCUGAUCUUACUUGGUCGUGUGGAUUUUCCUCUGAAUGGACCAGCUGUUACUGGCUUUGUGAAGUACAGCCACACUCGUUAACUGACAAGAGCAAAUGCAAUGCAAAAUAAUAAUUAAAAAAAGCAAGUAAAUAGCAAACAGGCUGUAGGGAGAAGCUGGUUCUUGGUGGGCUUCAACAAGGAAGGUCCCUUAGGGAUGUGUUGCAUGUCACCACUGAAGAAGAGCGAACAGAGAAGAGGUGGACAGGAGGGUCAAUGACGUCCUGGAGUGCUCCUUAAGGAGAGAUGAAAGAAGGAUAUUUGCCUCUGGCUGAACUCUGGGACUGGAGUAAAGAACCAGCAGGUGAACAAGGGCUUGCCUGAACCUCCCAGGCUCAGUGUCCAGCCUGGACCCUGUGUCUCCCCUUUCCUUUCAUUCAUGUCUCUUUCCUACAUCUUCACUGUCACACUGGACUGGCAGCCACACAGCCUGUCUCAAGUGCCUUGAAAUGUGUUGAAUGGAUGUGGCACAGUCCUUGGCAGAGUGACAGUACUCCAUAGGAAUUUGUUUGUUCCCUUGGUGUGGAAAAUGGCAGGCAAUGAGCAAUGACGUAAUGACUAAUAACCUAAGAUGCUAUUUAUUAUUGGGUAAAGGAAUGCUGCUGUUAUAUUUGCAUACACACUCCCAAACUGAUUCUUCAAAAUGAGGACCAGACCUGGCCCCUCCACAUGAGAGAUCCUGAAGGGAGAAGACAAGCUGAGCUCCAGGAGCCAUAGUGCGUGAGGAUCUCUGGCUCAGGACUCAGGUGUGAAAAUGGAGUCUGAAGACCAGGAAAGAGACGAGCCCCAGUGCUGCUCAGAAGACUUUACCAGAAGCCCCCAGGAGCCAAACAUGAGCCUCCCCACAAUGAGCUCUCCCUAUUCAUGUGUUGAGACAACCCCACUAUGACAUGCAUUCGAGGAGUCCCUAUCUCUGGAGAACCCUUUACAGCAGUGAAUAAACCUCAUACUGGGGAGGUCUCCGACUUGAAUCAGCAGGUGUGGAUCCUUCAGGGUCAGACCAUUGUGACAGUUCCACGGAGUAACAGUGUAACCCCAGUCACUGUCACUGUUAUCCCAUGCAAGUAUCCAGAGUUGCUUGAGCAAGGAAGAGGAAUUCCCAUUUAUUUGGGAAUAGAGAAUCCAGAUAUGUGUCUGUCUUGUGAGAACAUAGAAGGGCAGCCCACUUUGCAACUGAAGGAGGAGGAGUUACUGGAUCUGUACAACGAAGUCAAGCCCGUGGAGCCCUUCCUCUUUUACCACUCAAAGAAUGGCAGGACCUCCACCUUCGAGUCCGUGGCCUUCCCUGGCUGGUUCAUCGCCUCCUCUGACAGAGGCCACCCCAUCUUCCUCACUUCGCACCAGGGGGGAGUGUACAAUGUUAACUUCAAUUUAAAUAUCAACGCUUGAACUCAGGCUUGAGGGGGCAGCUUGGUCAGAGGUCUUUGUGUUAAAUUUUCGAGUUCCCAGUGUGCUUUCCUCUAUAUUAUCUCAGGGUCACUUUCACAUCAGUGCUGAGAGGUGGGCAGGACCCUGUUAUCACCGCACUUUAUGAAUGACUUCAUGGCAACUGAGGCAUAGAAUGUGGGCUCAGACAUAGGAGGGAAGGGUGAUGUGAUGUAAGGUUCUGUCAGGCCGAAGCUGUUCAUCCCACAGCCAUCCCACCGUAUGAGUACGAGAAAUGUCAGGACCCAAAGACAUUAGGGCAUUCCCUGGGGCUGGAUAUGGAGAAGGCUCAGAGCUUAUGAAUCUUACCCAAGACCAGGUGACUAGUGCGGAACUGAUUGUUUUUGUUUUGCUUUGUUUCCUUUCCUAUUUGGAAUAUAUUUUCCAUAUAGUUUGUAUGUUGCUAGUAUAUCUCAAGUUGUAUAAUGUAUCCUUUUAAAGGUUAAAGAACUUUUAAAGAUAAAUAAUUCUUAAUAAUAGUUAAAUUAUGUUUUUUCCUAAUUCUAAUAUGUAAACAUAAGGCCAAAUAUAAACUUCAUGUUUUUACACAAUAAGAAAGCUAACACUAAGAUAUAAAAUGAAAUAGCAAGCAUAGUAAACUGAAAUUAGCAAGAGUAAUUGAAUGAGGAUAGCUCUGUGGGUGAGCCUGGGACCGGGGCUUAGCUGGGGGGAGGAGGACCCCUGUCACUGCUGAUAGGCUGGGGAGGAAAUGAUGCAUGUAAAAGAGAACUAUUAUUUCACUACUUUCUGUACAGUCUCACAGCCUUGAUUUCUUUGCCUCUUCUAGACUUUUCCUUUUAGGCAUACUCACCAUCCACAUAAUCCCUUUAAAAACUGCAGGAAAGGUCCCUUUCUCUGGAACAGAGAGCCUCGCUUUUUCACCAGCCAUGCUUCAGAUGAUGUAUUCUGAUGAAAUCUGUUGAAAUUAAAUCACUGAUUGUGAAUUUAAUUGUAGAAAGAUGUAGCUCAGAUAUGGUUCUGUAUAUAAUACAUUUCUUAUUUUGUCUCUGAUGUUACAAAUGCAGAAAAUUCUAUUUGCUUAAAUACAAUUUCCAAAAUAGUACCAGUAAAUUAAAUUUUUUUUUCUACUUUUGGACAAUCAGACCACAUACUCUACUAGCCAGGCCAGUAAGCAAUCAGUAAGCACCGAUUUAAUGCAAGGUCUCUUGAUUCUUUAAAGUUUUCUUCUUCAAUUACGUAUAGUUUUAGCAUUGUGGUUUUAUAAAAAACAACAUUAAAAUGGGCACUGAGCUAAUUCUGGGAUAUUAAAUAGAAUACUUGGUUAUUGAAUAUUUAUGACUAUCCUCACUGCUAAUAAAUGGUGGCAGUGUCUUACAUCUGCCAAUUUACAUUGUUACAUUGUCGGUUGUUACAUCUGACAGUUGGGAUCCAAUGACACAUUUGCUUGUGACAGGAUUAUGGUCUGAGUGUUACAGCAUCUCCAGACUACUACAGGCUGUGUGGUGAUUCCAAUGUCCCAUCUCUUUUCUCUACCACCAAAACUGUUCAUGCAGACACUGUGACACUUUGGGUUGUCACUUGGCACAGAUUUGAGCCCAAACAAAGCUCAAAUAUGAGUCUUGGUGCCAUGUAACUGGCUAUCCUGAUGAUCCAGAAGAGGUUCUGAUAACAUACUGAGAGUGUAAUCAAAAUGGAAACAUAGUAAUCUCAUAGUUUGUGGAACUGGAGAACAGACUUCCAGGGAUCCCGUGACUUAUCCGUCACAUUUGAGAAAGACCACAGCAUAUGAAAUUGUGGAAGGCUCCUGUGAGUAGCAACAUCCUCAUUUUCAGGUUUAUGGCCUGGUGAACAUCUAGUUUUCACACAUUUGAAUAUCAAAUGCUCUGACAUUUGAGUUCUGGGAGCUCCAGGCCAACAUUCCUUGAAGGAUUUGGUUCUUUUGGGUCUUUAGCAAUGGAGUGGCAUAAGGGGCUUGAUGCAUUGUGUUGGGGGAGGUCAUCGAGAGGAUAUGACCACCAGUUGACCCAUGAGCUGGACUCUGGCAGUUGGAGGCUCCUUACCCCCUCCCCUGUCCUUGCAAUGUGUGUGUUCUGCUUGCCUUUCCUGCUCCCAGAAGCUGCCCCAAAGACAUAAGCCUUGAGAUAGUGAUGUGAUGUUGAGAUACUGGUUGGUAUAUGUGGCCCAACCCAGUUAAAGCCUCUCUCUAUAUUUUUAAUAUUCUAGAGAUCUACUUGUCUUGCAGCCACUCAAAGACAAGCGUUGUAUGUGAGUUUCCUUGUUUAUUAAAUUUGCCACCUACCGAUCUGGGGUGAAUCAUCUCUUUCCUUUUGGUCUCAAUCCUGACCCCCACAUAUGAGGACCAGUUUCACAUUAUACCCAGGAAGCUCCUGAGGAGGUGUAAUCUGACAGAUUACACUGAGAGAAGGGCUUUGGAUUCUGGUAAGGAAUUAAGAACCUUGUCACCAAAAUCACAACUGCAGUGAAACUGUUGAGUGGGAUGUUUUUCUGCUUUGGGAAUCAUAUCUUCUGGCACCAGGACUGCUAAAAGACCAAAGACUGCUUCCUGAAGCUGGACCUGAUGGUACCGUCCCUGAACUCAUGAAUGACUGGGCAUGAGGGACCGAAGAUGCUACCUCCAGGACCCUGAGAACAGUGGCUGUAAUAAAUAAUUCUUCAUGUCAAUAAAACAUUACUUUUUCUUUCUCAGACUUUAAAAAGUUGUUUAAAAGAACAUUCUUCCAAAACAAUACAUGUCUAUGAUUAAAAGUGAUAUUCUUCUGCCCUGAUCCUGUUUCUGUGAUGUAACUGUUAACUCUUUUUCAGCUCUUUUUUCAGUUUUCUUC